Molecule: messenger RNA, 540 nt
Organism: Saprolegnia parasitica CBS 223.65
Lineage: Eukaryota; Oomycota; Saprolegniomycetes; Saprolegniales; Saprolegniaceae
Exons: 4
Coding region: 19-429 (136 amino acids)
Source: RefSeq, a predicted model, not a curated record
CGGCCGCUGAAACCGACAAUGGCUGCCACGCUGAAAGUCGUGGAGCGCCGCCGUCGCGCGCCGUCGAGCCCAAUCCGUGUCCAAGCGCCCGUGACACCCGGCCCGGAUGCCCUUCUCGGGCAGUGGCACAAGGCAGCGAUCGCCAUGUAUGACAUUCGUCGCUCCCUCGAGGUCCCCCCCGAGUCGCAGGAUCCGUUGGGGGGACAACUUGCACUGGGCUUGCUCGAGAUGCCCCUCGAGAGCGACGACUCGAUCAUUGCGAUGAACAAACGACUGAUUCAAGAGCGCAAUGCCCUCAUGCAGCAAAAAGAGAUGUGGCAAGUCGAGCUACAAGGGCAGCAUGACAGUCUUCAAGAGGUACUCCUCGCCACGCGACAGCUCAAGCUCAAGCUGCAAGCGCAAGCAACCCUCGAUGGACUGAGCGCUUGAAACGAAUGCCUCUGCUCAUGCCUCUGCUCAUGGCCUCUGCUAUUACUUCUGACAUGCCUCUCGUCGAGCUUGCGAAGCCAUCAUAUAUAAGGUUAGAGGAGGGAAAGGCUA